AUGAUCAAAGACAAUCAUCAAAUAAUACAAUGGAUAUUGUAUACUAUAAUUGAUCAAAUAAAUACAAAUUUAACACAAUAUCCAUCAUCAAUAACAUGUGAAAUAUCAUCAGAUGAUUAUUAUUUUAUACCAUGUUCGUAUUUAUUAAAUACACAAGGACAACAAAUAAUUAAUUUCUCAAUAACAAAACAAAUUGAUAUUGUUAAACAUUUACGUAUACAUUUUUAUAAACCAAUUGAUCAUAAUACAAUUAGUUUACAACAAAUAUCUAUAUACGGUUAUUAUGCAUAUGAUCAACAAAUGAUUAUUGAACAAACAAGUCAUCCAUAUCAAACAUUAAUAUCAACAGUUUAUGGUAAACAAAUAUUACAUAAUAAAAAUUCAAAUACAUCAAUAAUAACAACAGUAAAUGAUGAUGAUAAUAUUAAAUUAAUGUAUUCAUUAAUAAAAUCUUCAACAAUAAAUAUAAAUAUAAUUGAUAAUAGUCAUCAAAUAUCAAUGAUAUUAUCAGAUAAAUAUCGUUCAUUUAAUCAUUAUUUACAAUUAAUACAUUUAUGUUUAAAAAAUUCAUUAAUAAAAAAAAAAAAUUUUGCAUAUAAUUAUACAUGGUUAUUACCAUCAAUAGCACAUCAUAAACCAUUAUUAGCUAUGAAUUAUAUUAAUAAAAAUGAAACACGUAUUGAAUAUUUUAAACAAUUAAAAAUAUGUUCAUUAAGUGUUGAAUUUCUUAAUGAAAUAUUAAAUAAUGAAUAA
Messenger RNA from Rotaria sordida, 753 nucleotides. Lineage: Eukaryota; Metazoa; Rotifera; Eurotatoria; Philodinida; Philodinidae. The record is from the annotation of a GenBank genome assembly.